This is a messenger RNA of Corylus avellana, 1705 nucleotides long. NCBI's taxonomy places the organism in Eukaryota, Viridiplantae, Streptophyta, Magnoliopsida, Fagales, Betulaceae. The record is from RefSeq and is a predicted model, not a curated record.
GACAAAAGCAUUGCAUUCAAGAAUAUGUAACACUUUCAUUUUAUGGUCAAUUUUGUUAUGAUCCCAAACUCUUUGCACAGGCUUUAAAAGAAAAAUUCUCUUGUAUUGCAAGUUUCUUAUUUUAUGUUUUCAUUCAGAAAUAUAAUUAUGUGGAACUGAUGGGACCAUUUUACUUAAAGGGGUAUCAAAACAGUGUAAACAAUUUACUGAACAGGCUUUGUGUAAUGGUGGUGGAAGUUAUUUUCUUGUUAAAAUCUAUGAAGAUCAUACCAGUUGAUGCUUAAUUUUCUUCAGAAGACUAUGGCAUUGGAGAGAUCGUUGUGAUCCUUUUAAGCCAUGAGGUGGUUGAGUCAUCACUGAGCAUGAAAUUCUAAUUAGUUGUAAACACAAAUAAAGUAAUAUUCUUCCAUUUUGCAGGUUUUAGCCAAUUCUGUUUUAAACCAUGUGAUCUCUUUCCAGACAUUGGCUGCCCCUUGGUCAGGAUCUAGAUGGCAUACCCCUGUCACUUGUUCAGGUUGGAAUUUAUGUUCUUGGACUCGCUCCAAGCAUUUAUCACUAAAUUGAGACAUGUCCCAGCUUGGAUGAGAAACAUGAGGGUGCCACUUAGAGGCCUGCCCGAGAUAUCAUAGUUUGUAUUUGUAUCCUAUAUGUGCUGAAUAGAAAAGAUGCUGAGGGAUGCAAGCCACCUUGACAUAUUGAGAAAUCAACCUCAAAUGUUGUUGGUGUGACAUAGAGAAUGGUAUAAGAUGCCGAGGGAUGCAAAUAACCUUGACAUAUUGAAAAAUCAGUCUCAAAUGUUGUUGGUGUAACAUAGGGAAUGGUAUAUUUUAUCUUAUCACACUUAUCAUUCUGGAAACAUUAUACUGGCAGAUCUCUAGCUGCUUGUGAGCUACUGUAUAAUGCUGGCUACACAAACCUUUUCUGGGUGCAAGGGGGUCUGGAGGCUGCUGAAGAAGAGGAUCUUGUCACAGAAGGUCCUCAACCUCUUAAAUUUGCUGGAAUUGGUGGGGUUUCAGAGUUUCUUGGUUUUACGGAUCAACAAAGAGAUGCAGCUUCAAGAGAAGGUUGGGGUUACCGAUUAGUGUUCUCUGCGCGCCUGGUGGGGGUCUUUCUUGUUGCUGAUGCCUUGUUUAUUGGUGCCCAGCAAUUAGGCCAUUAUCUUCAGGAAAUAAGGUCUCACUGAGGUUCAGAAGCUGGGCUUGAAUGUAUUGAUUCAAAUAUUUGCGAAAACGUUUUGUUCUGGAGCGGUAUAUGAAGAUGAGAUUUGCCAACGGUCACAAUUUUUUCUUACCUGAGUACUUUGAGAAGCCAAUUGCAUACAUGCUUUUUGAUGGUGAAUUACCCCAUCUUACACCUUUUAUUAUUUUGAGGUGUGUUAUGCUUGAGCUUUUUUCUACCACAUGGUGUUGCGGAACUAUUCAAGGAGUGAUUGACUUCUUAAUUUUGUUAAAAUCUGUGUUGUUGUGAUGUAUAUCUUGUGUAGGUUCAAUCGCCUAAGAAUCACCCUUGUUUACAUAGUUUACUUUGCUGGCAACUUAGAAACUUCUUGUCCAGUAGUCUAUAGUUUACUCAUACAUUUAUUUCUGUGCCAUCAGUCGAAGAUGAGGGUGAAGAGAUUAUCAAUGAUGAGUUUAAUAUCAUUAGGAUAAUCAAAUGUUGACACUUUUCAUUGUAAUAUAAAUGAGCCGAGUAAGAUUUUUUUUAA